AUGCGCUGGAUAGCCCCUCUGAAUCUCAUGCUCGAUUACCGCAUUAAACGAAUUGAGAAUUUGGUUUUACAAUGUAACGGAGAGCCAAACUUUCUUGCCGCACGCUUCGACCCACCUACACCAGCGAGAGCACUUGUUGAACCCGGAAACUCUAUAUCUGUGCAAUUUCUAUUAGUCAAAUCACGGAACAAGAAAGUCACUUCGCUGGCAGUUAACGGAAAUGCUGUCAGGAGGAGCGAACUCGACUCUCCGACAAUUACAAACAGAGGCGAAGGCUUCAUGUCCCAACCUCCUGAUACCAAAGGCCUCGAAGGAGACGAAAGAAAGCCGAAUUACAAGAGUUGUCAGGAGAACGCCCAGGUUUGGGGCCUCUACCUCAAAGAGGCGAAUCUCGAGGAUCAAGAACUGACGGCAAUAUGGAAUAAUGGGUUGGAUUCUCUUCUGAUAUUUGCCGGUUUGUUUGCGAGCAUCAUCACUUCCUUUCUCAUAGAAUCGAGUGGGGGCCUCAAAGAAGAUCCACAAGAACGGCUGCUUCAAGACAUUCGCAGUAUUUUAAUCAACGAACCCGUCUCGCCCACGUCCAACUUUCAACCUGAUCCCUCCUCGCUUCACGUCAAUGCCUUAUGGUACUGCAGCUUCACGCUCACGCUCAUCAGCGCGUUGAGUGGCGUACUAGCCAAGGGUUGGAUUGCCUACUACAAUCCUGCUUCACGACGUGAGCGUGCAAGUGAUGCAUGUGAGCGUCAUCUUCGCGCCACACGAGCUCAACUGUGGAAACUUGGCCCUGUUAUCAACAUCAUCCCAUUACUGAUCCAACUAUCGCUAAUACUGUUCUUCGUUGGACUCAUCAUUCAAAUAUGGGAUAACGAUGUCCGCAUCUGGGUCAUAACCUUUCCCUUCCAAACACCGAUUACUGGUAUUCUCGAGGGUUCGUUACAGGCGAGGCGAUCUCGACGGAAGCCACGAGCCACCAACCUGCCUCAGCUUCAGAGGUGGUCUUCAUGGAAAAACUCGAUCACAUCAUUCAUAAACGCUGGACUUGCAAAGCCGAAGCAAACGGAGAUGGAGGCGCAUAUCCUCGCGUGGACGAUCGCCAACUCAACCGAAGAUCAGACGGUCGACGAGGCAAUUAUGGCUAUCGGAAGCGCAAAACCUAACGAAGAUUUGAGGCGGAAGAAACUAGAAAACGCGCUCAUUGCACUGCUACAAUUGGAGCAACCGCUCUUCAUUGACAUGAAUACAAGUGGACUGGCUGAAAGCGGGCAGCUCGAUCAGCCUUUCCUGUAUCUGUUGCAUGACGGUCAACCAUUGCAUCGUUGGGAUGAUUUCAAACCAUUUUUACAACCACUCGUGUUUAGCCUUCGCAUUCAUAUUCUAGUAUCAAGUAAGCAAGACGAUCACAUGGAAAGUUGGGAACAAACAAAGGCAAAGCUCCAUCAGAUGGCCAAAAACGGGUGGAUGCCUUAUGUAUGGGAGGUCAUGCUACUGGCAGCGCUUCGAGGAUUUCUACAUGGUGGAGAAAUGGUCCAUAGAUCGUGUGGGAUAUUAAUUGCAGAUUUCCUCUCAACUGGUAAGCACGGCGAGACACAGGUGGAUAACGAAACUCCCUACUACUGUGCAGCUCGGAUGCUAGUCAAAGAAUUGACUGAACUA
This is a messenger RNA of Acaulospora colombiana, 1653 nucleotides long. NCBI's taxonomy places the organism in Eukaryota, Fungi, Glomeromycota, Glomeromycetes, Diversisporales, Acaulosporaceae. The record is from the annotation of a GenBank genome assembly.